UCUCUUAAUGAUCCACUUUAGCUAGUCGCUGUAUGUCGAAGAUUUACUCUUCAGUGUUGUAGAUCAUGUAGGCAUCUAGUGCUAAUACUAAAGUGUUUUCUAAAGUAAAAGUUCAAGUUUCUUUCUUCCAACAAGGAAGUAGCUUCCCUAGAUUGUCAGCAAGAAAAAAGAUGAUGACCUCGAAAAGACCGCCAUCCUCGACCAUGCCACUUCAGUCGAACACCGACCAAAACUCGCCACCAACCAUAUCGACAGAGCAUGGGAGCUCCACGAGUGUUAAGGCCACCAAGUUACAUUCAAAGAUAAAUUUAGAGACAGAGACAAGUCCUUGUACGAGAACUGCGAUUUUUCAGUGAAGAUGCUUACCUCUUCAGAAUCACGGUCACCAGUAGUCAAUAUCCGUAAAGCUGCGAUAUCUUCUUCUUCAUCUGUCAGUGGCCUCAGUUGCCGCUCAACCCGUGUUCUACUUUCUCAUCUAAUAAUGGAUCUGUAGCACCUGUCGGCAGAAGUAGCAACUCAAAGACUGGAAGAACGCUGCCUUCACCGCAGGUUGCGGCUGCGCAGGCAAAAAAUUUCGACACUCUGGCUAAGAUAUUUGGGGAGAAUGAGUAUUUUAAAUGAUUGUACUCUCAGUAGUAGCUAAGUACUUAUUCGAAAACUCAAGAUAACCGAGUUACUGACUGAAAUGAGGGAGGUAGCUUCACGCCAAGGCUACUCUUCCUUCUCAUCAGUAUCUCGGUUAUUCUGAUCCGUUACUUGCUGAUUUCAGUUUUUCGAAUAGGGUUUUGGGGGAAAUAAAUGAGUACCACUCAUCAAAAUAUUUGCGAUAUUGAUUUAGUUUUCGGUCCUGUUCCAGGCUCGUUUUCUUGCAUUUGAUCCCAGAUAGUAGGUGGCCAUGUGAUCACAACAACAGACACAAGAGUGCUUUUCAACCGCAACCACGUGGUGAGGCCUUUCGCGCUAUCUUUUUGCAAUGAGGCACUUGUAAUGUCUAGAACUAAAAUAUACGAUCGCUCCUUUAAGUACCUGAACUAUAGUACGAUCGCUCCUCUACAUACUUACAAAAACAGUCUUCCUAUGCCACGCGAAGACUUGCUAGAGAGUCCGGGACACGCCGAAAUGCAUGCGGAAAUACUGGGGACGCCCAAAAGCCGUUCUUCACGAAGUUUUAGACCUGAAGAUCGUAGUACCUCAAGUCCUACAGGACGAGGGUCCUUGGUUCUGGUGGAGAAGUUAUGAUAUUCUUGUUCAAAAAAGUAAAAGAUGCUGAUUACGAUUAGCUGAGGAGGUUGCACUGGCAUAGAAAGGACGUUAAUAUUUCGAUCAUCUCUUCUUCGCAAUAGUUUUUUUGACUAUCAUCUAUCUAAAGAGGUUACUUCUAAGGAUAUUGUUCUCAUCUACAUCUAAAAAUAUCAUCCAGUCCUUCCGGUGGAGGCGCAACGUCGAGUGGGGCAACCUCAAGUUCUCUGAAUCAUCCGGGAGGUGGGGAUAUAAAGUUAUGAAAUAUGUUAAGUAUGUUUAUGACAGAAAAAAGUGUACUCAUCCUCAUGAAAUUAGCUAGCUUUGAAGUAGAAGAGUAGCUAACUUUCUGAGUAUGAGUUCACUCUUUCCGUUCAUACAUGUGGAUGAAUCGUUCCCGCUACUAGUGUGAUCUAAGUAGUAGAUGGCGUUAUAAUAUGCACUCUGUUCAUAGGACUGAGAGGACUGUAUCAUGUUGUAAUUCUAUCUAUUUCUUUGAAUAUCCCGACGAGUGUGAUUACAUUCAGACUUUGUCUCUACGGGUGUUAGGAACGACACUAACAGGGGCAUGCGCAUGACAUGCUCUACCUAUACAGUAUAAGUGCGUCUACUUCUUCUUUCUUCCUUGAAACUGCUCCUCUACGUAGAAUGCAAGCACAUAAAAACUUUGCUCUCAUCUUGAUAAUAUGUUGGCAUCCUUUAUUCUCAGUCAAGACCAGAUACCCAUGACAGAGAUUCAGAGAUUCUUCUUCUAAUUCAAGACCAGGUCUUAGAACAUGUCGAGAAGUACAAAAGUGAGAACUACAAAAGUGCUCCUGCAGACCUGUCGCCAGGAACGACCUCCAGAGCCGACGAAGAUGAAGAUACAUGCUCCAUGUCUGAGCAAGAAUCGCCAGGAGGGGCUUGUAUGGCUGAUGAAGGUGUUCGUAGUUGGUGGAGACGGACCGCGUUGAGUGGUUUUGGAAUUUGGUAACCUGAUUUUGAUCGCCAGGGAUAGGAAGAAGAGAACCCUUGGCAUCGAAAUCAGGUGACUAAAAACCGGAACCAUUCACAGAGGCUUUUUCCCUUCAAUUCAUGUCCAAGCCCCAUUUGUAUUUGCAGGGUAAGUAGGUAGUUGUACUUAUUCAGCUGUGCUAGUGCUCAUUCUCAUUCACCUUGUGUUAGAACAUGUGUUUGAGUUGUUAUUUGACCUCAUAAAUAUGCUCUCUACGGUGGUCACGAAUGGCCAUAUCCUCUGAUCUCUUUUCCUCCUUCAUCCCCCUCUCUCGCGAUUGGAUAACCUUGGAAGCUGAGGUGUGUCGCAAUUUCGAUUCCGCUCGCCUGGGUGCCAAAUUAUUUCUGCUGCUCCUAUUGCGGAAGUUGAGGGAUUUUUCGAAAAAGAAAAUUCGCUAUCGCGAGUUGGAACAUGCCACGACCCUGCUUUACAGAGCGCUAGAUGAGGAAAGCCAGAUACUAGCGAGCAUGUACAAUACAAUGGCAGGGACAGGAGGAGUUACGACUGAUCGACUGGAUAGCUAGGUACCUACUAGACAAUCUUCGUUGACGUCUUGUUGGAAAUGGACUUCGUAGUUGUUGCUCCUUUCGGGGAGCGUUAAUAUUUCAUGUUGUAGUUGUGGCGAGAUUUAUGGAUUUUCUUGUUGUAGUUUGUUGUUGUGGCUAGAUAAAGAUUUGCUAUAUUUGCUACUGUAGUUCUAAUGUUUGCUAUAUUUGCUAUAUUUGAGUGCAGCACUGUAGUUCUAAUGUUUUAUACCUUCGUUCACUCCCUAAGUCUCCACUAGAUACCCAACUUCCUCCUAUGUAAUAAGUUUGGCUCUUCGUGUUGUCUUUCCAAUCUACACCACCUUAGGACUUUGCACACAAAAAAAGAAUCUAAAAAUGACCUCCCGGCAGCCGAACGAGCGGAGUACUCCUCUGCACAGAUACAGCCAGUUUCUUUCUUUGAAGUGAAAUAGUUUCUUGAAUUCUAAGGCCAAUGUGAUUGCUAUAUUUGCUAGUUCGUUGGAAGUAGGUUCGAUGCACUACACCUCUAACCCUCGUCCGCCAGCGGCCGCAUCGAGCAAGAUAAAGCCCAGUGGUCGACAGCACGAAAUCGCAGUGAUUUAGGGCCCGACCACUACUCUUUGAAUCCCGCCCACGAUGAUCCCUUUACCGUAGUUGUAAGUAGGUCAUUUGGGCCCCUUAAUGUGACUUACAACAGCGUUGUCUCUCCAUUAUUUAGUGUGAAGACAUGGUGCUGGUUUAUUUUCCACUUCUACUUCCUUUUCAAACGAUUUGGAUACAAAAAAAUUAUAUGUACUAAAAUAUCAUACACAUCACCACGACCACCACGUCCUGAUGCUGACGUCCUACCUUCCUGCGGCUCGGCAGCACGAUUUCCGCAAUGGGCUCUUCAUCAUCAGUACUCAACGAACAUUGUCUAGUAGGUACCUAGCUAUUAUUAGCGCUCACCCAAAUCCAUCCCGAGAUGCAUCCUAGUAUUAGCGCUCACCCAAAUCCAUCCCGAGAUGCAUCCAAUCUGGGUUCCGCAGGAUGCUACUUGCUGCAGCCUGGGUUCCGCAGGAUGUGCAACAUCUGCAUCAACUUCUACUGCAGCCGCGGAGACAACGGGUGUUUCAUCUUCAUCUCUUACUUGCUGCAGCAAGCAGGAUAUCGCUCUAAUCUCCCCUCUUCGCGAUAUCGAAUUUGCAACAGCAUGCGCUAGAGUGGAAAGAGACGAUCAUGGAGGCGUACAGCAACCAGCACGGAAGGCGGCAGUUGUCUUUUCGUGCACUGGCAAGCUUUCUAGACGAAAGCAUCGCUGUCUUGGAUUAAGGGUUUCCGAAUUACAUCCCUCACUACCAUCCUUGGCUCCUCUUCAAGGGGAAAAUAGGCCAAGGAUGUUCUGAAGAAUGCAAUUCGGUAACCUCUAAUUGGAGGCUCUCUAUUGGAAAAAGAAAGCACUUUUGGGGUAGGAAUACUUCUAUGGUAGGGUUGUAGGACAGCAGAGAGAAGGAUGAUAGAUCAUUGUGAAGAUUCAUUUUUUUUUAUUGUUUUUGAUGGUGUUCCUGUUCGUUGGGAGGAAGGAGUCAUUGGGCCGUUACAGUUACCUCAGGCGGAGCUUGCAAAUCUAAAAGACGAGAACAGUUCUUUCAUAGUUGCAUGU
Molecule: messenger RNA, 4381 nt
Organism: Amoebophrya sp. A25
Lineage: Eukaryota; Dinophyceae; Syndiniales; Amoebophryaceae
Source: the annotation of a GenBank genome assembly